Clupea harengus (Atlantic herring) is the source of this 1794-nucleotide messenger RNA. RefSeq names its product MAF bZIP transcription factor b (gene mafb). Gene Ontology annotation, molecular function: DNA-binding transcription factor activity, RNA polymerase II-specific; RNA polymerase II cis-regulatory region sequence-specific DNA binding. The record is from RefSeq and is a predicted model, not a curated record. Gene Ontology annotation, cellular component: nucleus. Gene Ontology annotation, biological process: regulation of transcription by RNA polymerase II. Lineage: Eukaryota; Metazoa; Chordata; Actinopteri; Clupeiformes; Clupeidae.
GUGAGCCUUUAAAAAUCUCCUACAUGGGCGACUGCGUUUUUUUCUAAGGCAACAAUUUGCCAAUCACAUGCACGUUGACCUCCUCAAUUUUACGCAGUUGUAAAAAGAAGCCAUGAAGUGUUAAAUGUUUGAAAUCUACACGCGCCGACAUUCGCGUGCCGAGACGGGAACGGGAGAGACGCACGCGCUUCUCUAAUGCGUCUGUGCGAAAGACUCUGUGAACUGAGAGUGAGAGAGAGAGAGAAAACAUUAAUUUAAAAAAUAAAUCACCGUCUCAAAGUCGAAAACCUUUUUUCUUGGUUCUGAAGAAAUAAAUAAAGAAAUCAAGCUGGCUCUCACUGUUUCGAACCCGACCAGUUUGACAGCUGCUCUUCACCCCCUUUUGAGGACUGUCAACAGCAAAAGGAUGGCAUCAGAACUGGCAAUGAGCAACUCCGACCUGCCCACCAGUCCCCUGGCCAUGGAAUAUGUUAAUGACUUCGAUCUGAUGAAGUUUGAAGUGAAAAAGGAGCCGGUGGAGCCCGAUCGCAGCAUCAGCCAGUGCAGCCGCCUGAUCGCCGGGGGAUCCCUGUCUUCCACCCCGAUGAGCACGCCUUGCAGCUCAGUUCCCCCUUCCCCAAGCUUCUCUGCGACCAGUCCGGGGUCCGGGAGCGAGCAGAAGGGGCACCUCGAGGAUUUCUACUGGAUGACCGGUUAUCAACAACAGCUGAACCCGGAGGCUUUGGGUUUCAGCCCCGAGGACGCCGUGGAGGCGCUCAUCAACAGCAGUCACCAGCUUCAAACCUUCGAUGGCUAUGCUAGAGGGCAGCAAUUUACCGGCGCAGCCGGAGCAGGAGGCACCAUGGCCGGGGAGGAGAUGGGAUCAGCAGCCGCGGUGGUUUCCGCCGUUAUUGCCGCUGCCGCCGCUCAGAACGGGGGACCUCUCCACCACCACCACCAUCACCACCACCCCGCGGGACAUCAUCAAACUACCGGGAUCCAAAACAACGGCAACUCAGGAGGAAAUCAUCAACAUAUGCGGCUGGAUGACAGAUUUUCGGAUGACCAACUGGUUUCUAUGUCAGUACGAGAGCUCAAUCGGCAGCUACGGGGGGUCAGUAAGGAAGAAGUGAUCCGGCUCAAACAGAAGAGACGGACCCUAAAGAACAGAGGCUAUGCCCAGUCCUGCCGCUACAAGCGGGUCCAGCAACGGCACGUCCUAGAAGGAGAGAAGACCCAUCUCAUCCAGCAAGUGGAUCACCUCAAACAAGAAAUCUCCAGGCUGGUCCGGGAGAGGGACGCCUACAAGGAGAAAUACGAAAAGCUUAUCAGCAAUGGCUUCAGAGAAAACGGGUCCGGCAGUGACAACAACCCCUCUUCUCCGGAGUUUUUCAUGUCAUCCCGAAAAUUCCUUCACCUGUGAUAGAGAAGAAGAGGCUCCUUCUUUUGUCCCCACACAGUCAGAGAAACACAAACAUGACACUGGACUGCUGAUCUCUCACCCCCAGCCUCCGAGGCUGCCCCAAAGCACAACCUUCCCAAAGGAAAUCCCCGAAGAAGAAGAGAUUGAGAGAAGAAAACGACAACAUCUACUACAACAACAACAACGACAACAACAACGACAACAACGCUGCCCACCUUCCUCACGGUCAGCGUCAGCCUCCUCUUCCUUCUCCUUCAGCUGAUUUCUCAGCUAUCUUCCAACUAAAUGUACCAACGGUGGGAUGACGCCGACAGCUAAAACAACAAAGACUCCAAACGAAUUGGUCAAGCAUUUCUUCAGGGGGAAAACUCUCUCAGCAUGUUUGAUGGAAA